CAGCGACUUCCUACUUCCGGUAAUUGGCAGGUUCGUUUGGCAGCCGGGUUGUUUCUAUUUUGUUUCCCAAACGUUUUGUUCCCGAAAUAACCACGUUUACCAUGACAACUGAAAUAGAAUGGCGUAGAAGAUGGAAGCCUGCCCUUAGUUCAUGUCCCUGGCAGCCUAUUGAAGUUGAUGGAAUUAAAUAUCUCAUCAAGUUUAAGUUCACCGAGAGCUCCUAUGAGAUCCUGAUCACAGACCUGGUCCACUUCUGGUAUGAGGAGCUGGAAGACAUGGCUCUCCGAAAAAGAAUUCAAAAAUUAAAUCCAAGCAUAGAGGCAUCAUUAACAAGGAUUCUGGAUCAAAUCAGGGGUAGUAUUGAAUAUCCAGAAAGGGAGACAACCUUGUCAGUCGGCUUUAAGUCUACAAGUGGGGAAGAUGACCAGGAGAAAAUCAUGUUGAAGAUCACCUCCCAGCUGGCAGGGAUGCCAUUUGUAUGGAACUUCAUAGCCAAUGUGGCCGACAGUGGUAUGGUAUCGGAAAACCUUAUCAUACCAAUGAUGGGUAUGGUCUGUGAGUUGACACGACGACAGAAGGAACUUAUCAAGGUCAUUGAAAACAAGGACAAAGAAAUAGAUGACUACAAAUCACAGGGGGUGAAGACCUCCAGAAAACACAUUGAAACCAAGAGUUUUGUGGAGACAGCAUUCGAAAAUGAGAUGCUGAUGUCAAAGAUGUUUGAAAACUCUGUAAAAUCCAUUGGAAGCUCAGCAUUUGAUGAAGCUGGCCAGGAUUUGUACAGACAAAUUAUGACCAAAUAUGCAUGGAUCAAUAGGUCACCCACAAAAAGGGAUGACGACAAUGAGGAGUUUGAUGAUGCCAGUUUAGGGGAUGUAGCAGAGAGGAAGGGGUCAUCUGGUCCAUCCUGGGGGACAAAUCGCCUCCCUCCAUCCAUUGCUGGUCCAAAGAGUGUGUCUCCAGACAAAGUGCGUCCUAAAACAAGUCCUGCCAAGAGCCCAAAGAGUUCUGCAUCUAACACGCCCGAAGGAUCACCUGUCAAGGACUCUGAGUAUCUACGCAGACAAGCCCUGGAGAGGAGGCUUGAUCAAGAGGAAAUGAAGAAACAUGAAAAGACAAAAAAGAAAAAGAAAAUUGCAUUCUAGUCUUAAUAAUAUCAACCCUAAUUUUGAUGGAAGUGGAAAUUUGUCAGAUAUGACCAGUGACUGUUUCAUUCAAUAAUUUCUCUUGACAGCUGGUAGUGAGCUGACAUUUCCAUCAAAAGUCACAUCAUGCAAGAUUACUUCAUUAACAUCUGGAUUUGGCAAGAGACAUGUAUCAGAAACCAACCAAGGGACCAUCAAAAGUGUGUAAAUUUAAAAAGAACUUCCCAGCUUUUGCAAUACAUGUAUACUUUCUUAAGUUGAUAUAAUUUUUCAAAGUGCACUUCAACCCAACACUUGCUCCCUGAUCUGCCACUGAGAACAAUUCAGUAAUGAUGUCUUAUGUGCCAUCCUCAUAUACCAUUAGCUCUUAUUAGGAAACUGAUAUCUAUAUGUAGCCAGUGUUGUUUUUUGUAAAUGAAAUUAUGACUAUUUAAUGAUUAGAGAGUAUAAAAGCUAUGAAUGUUUAUGUAUGUGAGACUGGAUUACGGGUUUAUUUCUAUUUACAUUAUACUUAAUCAUAUUGUAUCAAAUAAGUAUAUUAGCAAUGAAAUAAAUUAUUUUCUGAGAUAGAAUG
Pecten maximus is the source of this 1719-nucleotide messenger RNA. RefSeq names its product non-homologous end-joining factor 1-like. Gene Ontology annotation, cellular component: DNA ligase IV complex; nucleus. Gene Ontology annotation, molecular function: DNA end binding. Bases 102 to 1145 code for a protein of 347 amino acids. Gene Ontology annotation, biological process: double-strand break repair via nonhomologous end joining. The transcript has 8 exons. Lineage: Eukaryota; Metazoa; Mollusca; Bivalvia; Pectinida; Pectinidae. The record is from RefSeq and is a predicted model, not a curated record.